AUGACGGGGGACAAAGAUGGCUCCGUCUAUAUCGUGCAGACGCAGAUGCAGCACCAAACCAUCCAAGAAGCCGCCUCUUCAUCACCGAUCCCACCACCACCAUAUCCCAAGAUGAGCGCUCAACAGCGCCCCCUCGACGACUAUGACGAAGACCUGCGGCCGGCAGUCCUCGAGGGCCAUCGCGCCGAGGUCGCGGCCGGCAACGAUUGGAAUACCGUAGAGUACCAGUGCUGGAUAAGGGAGGACGGCGCCAGAAAUCAACAGAAGUCCGUGGAGAAAAGCGACGCCUUCCGGUACGUCCCUGACGUCGUCAAGCGACACCCAGACCGAGGCAACAUCGACCUCGCCACCGUCAAGCCAAAGGGCGCUGAAGCUGGCCCGCGGAUCCCAUGCAUCUUCUUCAUCCACGGCGGCAUUCGAAUCGGGUCGAACCGCUUCGUCGGUCUCGAAAGAGAGGGCUCGAAGUGGGCGAAGUGGCUCAACGCCAUGACGGUCAGCGUCGAGUACGGCCUAGCUCCGGAUAAGAAAGCCACGGAGCAGCUGGACAACUGCUACGAUGCUCUGCGGCACGUCUUCGCACAAAUCAAGCGGGGCGCGGCACCGUUCGAGAACGUCGAUGUGAAUAAGGUCAUCGUGUACGGCGCCUCUGCUGGUGGUGGGCUCGCUCUUUCACUCGCUAUCAAGUGGAAGAAUGAACAGCCUAAUCAAGCCCUGCGCGGUCUCUUCAUCGAGGCAGGCAUGCUGGACGACAGGGACAACACGGCAUCCUGCAAGCAAUUCAAGAAUACCCCAAUGUUCAACUGCACCCUCAAGCACCUGGGUUGGGCUGCUGCGCUCGGAGAAGAUCGUGCAGGAAAACUAAAAGAAUCAGAUGUCAAGCACUGGGAAGCUCCAGCCCAUGCCGAGGCCGAUGAUCUUCGGCGGAUGCCACCAACCUAUAUGUUCGUCGGCUCAGCCGAUCCGCUCUGCGAUGAGAAUAAGAGGAUGGCGCGCCUUCUGGAGGAAGCAAAUGUCGAUGUCGAGGCUCGUAUCUGGAGGGGUGCCUUCCACGGGUUCUUCGCUGCGGUGCCCAAUGCCGAAAUCUCCAUACAGGCGGUGCGAGACGGCCUGGGCUGGAUGAAGCGGAUCCUCGGGGUUGAGUUGGGCGAAGCUGGGUAUAACAAGAUGGAGUUGACGCGUUUGCCCAAGCUGGAGACCUAUAUCAGUCACACGGCGACGUGA
Molecule: messenger RNA, 1221 nt
Organism: Anthostomella pinea
Lineage: Eukaryota; Fungi; Ascomycota; Sordariomycetes; Xylariales; Xylariaceae
Source: the annotation of a GenBank genome assembly